AUGUCCAGUGAAGAACCACCAAUAAAAAAACAAAAGCUUGAACUGAGCGAUCCUGACGAGCCUUUAACUCAGCAUGAUGUAAUAUCAUUUCAAAAAGAGGCUCUAUUUAGAUGUCUGAAUAGUAAACGCGUUGAACUUGAAGCAUUAACAAAGCAGUACAGCACUGUUCAUGAUAAAUGGGAGCAAAAUGUCCAUACACUUGCUACACUAAUGUCUGUGCUUUCCACUGCAGCAUCACAUCUUCGAGGGCUAUGCAAUGAAGAGUCAGAGAAAACAUUAUGCGAUGAAAUGAUAAACGCGGGUGAAUCUGUCGAUAAAGAGCGCACAGAUGAGUUUCUAAAUCUUUUAAGGAAAUACACCAAUAGCAAUGGUAGCUCAGAUUCUAAAAUUGACUCACUGGGGCUUGAGCUUCAAAGAGCGAAUAAGACUAAAUCGGAACUACGCUUACAAAAUAAGAAGCUGACAGAUGAAAUCGACUCACUCAAGGCCUACUAUCAUGGACUAGUACGGAGUUAUGAUAGAGAAGAUUCAAUGACUGUUAAACGAGUCUUUAACAAGCAAAAGACUGACGAUAAUACAGAUAAUAUUUCAAAUACUGAACAAAGACCUACAAGCGUGUCACCUGUCCUAACUAAUGGAGCCACGCAUGUUAAAAAUGAAGUCAAAACAGAACAAGAAGCACUCAAUAACCAUACUGAUAGCUCUCAAUCGUCUGGUAUAACUGAGGAAGAGAAAAAGAAGUUGUUUUUACAAUAUGAAAAUAAAAUAACAGAUCUGGAAUCACAUAACUCUUCUCUCAACAGAAUUAUAGAAGAACUGGAAAAUUAUAAGCAGUUAAACGAAAAAGAACUUGCACAGACCCGAUUGGAAAUAUCUAAUUUAUUAUCUGAAAAGCAUUCGAACGAAGAAGAAAGAGAAGAUCUGUUACAUCAAAUAGAGAAAUUAAAAGCAAGCAAUACAGACCUAACUCUUACCAAUGAGAGUUUCUUAUCAAAGUUUCAAGAGUUAGCCAAAGAGAAGGAUACUUUCCAAGAGAAGAUUUCUAGUGAUUUCGAGAAAACCCUUGAAAGUUUGAAGGCUCAAAACCUGGCUUUAGAAAAGGACCUUGUAAGAGUUAGAACAACCAGAGACGAGCUCAUUAGUAAAGUUGCAAUUCUUGAAGCAGAAACUUCCAAAUCAGUUUUAAUAUCAGACUUGAAGCAGGCACUAGAUAUUUUAAGAGACCAAUGGGAAAAAAUUGAAUUUAGAAACAAUCAGUCACCAAGUUCCGAUGCUCUAUUGAAGGAGAUUCAAGACCUUGAAAGUGCAUUCAAAGAGCUGUCUAGCUUAACUCACAAAAAAUACAGCGAGUACCUAAAUCAUGAGAGCGUGAUAUCGAAGUUAACAAUAGAAAAAACAAAGGCAGAUCAAAAAUAUUUUGCCUCUAUGCGGUCUAAGGAUUCCAUUCUUGUUGAAAACAAAAAUUUAUCAAAAAGUUUGAAUAAAGCUAAUGAAUUAAUUCUUCAAUUGAAGGACACAGAUAAAUUAUACAAGCAGAAAAUUGAAAGUCUUCAUAAACAGUUGGCACUAUCACAAAAUAACGAAAAGAGACUGGUAGACUCUAACAAAGCAGCUAAUUUAAAAGUCAUGAAUCUAAAUUCCGAAAUUCAAAAGCAAAAGAAACUACUAGACUUCACUUCGUCUCAAAAAAAUGAACUAAUAAACGAACUUACCGAAGCAAAUGGUAUGUUGAAGUCAAAAGAACUGGAGAUUGAAUUCAAAGAAAAUGAACUUCAAACCGCAUUAAAAAAGAAUGAGAAACUGGAGGAAUUUUUGUCAAAGGAAAACUACAAUAUGAACAAGCCAUCCUCUUUAGCAACCACAAAUCUUGAUGAAGACAGCAUGGCCGAAGAACUUGAAAAUUUUAGAACGCUGGUAUAUUGCUCUUUGUGCUCAAAGAACUGGAAAAAUAUGGCAAUCAGAACUUGUGGGCAUGUAUUUUGUGAAGAUUGCUGCAAAGAAAGGCUGGCAGCAAGAAUGAGAAAAUGUCCUACUUGUAACAAACCAUUUAGUUCUAAUGACUUGCUGAUGGUACAUCUGUGA
This is a messenger RNA of Nakaseomyces glabratus, 2082 nucleotides long. It is a transcript of the gene BRE1, whose product is annotated as E3 ubiquitin-protein ligase BRE1. Lineage: Eukaryota; Fungi; Ascomycota; Saccharomycetes; Saccharomycetales; Saccharomycetaceae. The record is from RefSeq and is a predicted model, not a curated record. Gene Ontology annotation, molecular function: ubiquitin protein ligase activity. Gene Ontology annotation, cellular component: HULC complex; nucleus.